Molecule: messenger RNA, 1874 nt
Organism: Baudoinia panamericana UAMH 10762
Lineage: Eukaryota; Fungi; Ascomycota; Dothideomycetes; Mycosphaerellales; Teratosphaeriaceae
Exons: 2
Coding region: 112-1791 (559 amino acids)
Biological process (GO): 'de novo' IMP biosynthetic process
Molecular function (GO): metal ion binding; ATP binding; phosphoribosylaminoimidazole carboxylase activity
Source: RefSeq, a predicted model, not a curated record
UUUGCCUCCAUUAGGCCCAAAUCGGUAGGCACGACUGACCGAUGAUUCCCACCAUUGUACGCUUCAACAGGAACUUGGAACUACAUAAGAACAGUAUGGGACCUCAAUAAAAUGGCGUUACCAACGGUAGGAGUGCUCGGCGGUGGCCAGCUAGGUCAGAUGCUCGUGCAGGCUGCCUACCCACUUGGAGUAAAAGUCAACAUCUUGGACGCCGGUCAUUCUCCAGCAAAACAAGUCAGCUACCACUCAGACCACAUUGAUGGCUCUUUCAAGGACCCGGAAGCCAUUAAACGACUGGCCGCAAUCUCCGAUGUGGUGACUGUCGAAAUCGAACAUGUGGACACGCACAUACUGGAACAUAUCGCGGACCAGACCGACGUGCAACCAAGCUGGACGACUAUUCGGAAAAUCCAGGACAAGUAUGCGCAGAAGGAGCAUUUACACGCUCAUGGCGUCGCGACCGCACAAUCUAUUCCGCUUUCGAACCCCUCUGUAGAAGCUGUGGAGCAGGCCAGCAAGACACUUGGAUUACCGCUAAUGCUGAAGUCGCGACGAGAGGCGUACGAUGGCCGUGGCAACUUCCCUGUGCGAACUGUCGAAGACUUUCAACCGGCACUGGAUGCACUAGGCAAGAACAAGGACCUCUAUGCUGAGAAAUGGGCAGACUUCCGUAUGGAGCUUGCAGUAAUGGUUGUGAAAACCAAAAACGAAGUGCUAUCAUUCCCAACCACAGAGACAAUCCACGAGAACAGCAUAUGCAAGCUCACCUACACGCCCGCGCGAGGAGUCUCUGACGCUACUAGCGAGAAAGCCCAGGAUCUAGCACGACGAGCCGUGGCGUGCUUCGAAGGCAAGGGCGUCUUUGGCGUGGAGAUGUUCCUGCUCAAGGACGAGACGCUGCUUAUCAAUGAGAUUGCACCGCGGCCGCAUAACUCGGGCCACUACACCAUCGAAGCAUGUCCGGCUUCACAGUACGAUGCCCAUCUCAACGCGAUUCUAGAUUUGCCUCUCGCUGCCGAAGCCCUCCGACUUUGUGAACCAGCCAUCAUGCUCAACAUCCUGGGCGGCGACUCACCCGAUUCACACCUACAGUUCGCCGCAGAGGCGCGGAAGCACCUCCGUGGCCGAGGCCGCGUGCACCUGUACGGCAAGGGUCAAGCACGCAAAGGCAGGAAGAUGGGCCACGUCACUGUCACCGCUCCAUCGAUGUACGAAGCAGAAACGCUCAUGCAGCCCCUGAUAGACUACGUAGACGAGACCGCCAGCAGAGCGAGGAGUGUCGGACAGUCACCCCAUGCCCACCCUCCCGUAGCAGUAAUAAUGGGCUCUGACUCCGACCUCAACGUCCUCCGCCCGGGCCUCGACAUCCUCAAAACCUUCAACAUCCCCCACGCCGUCCGCAUCCGAUCCGCCCACCGCACGCCAACCUGGAUGGCCGACUUCGCCUCCACGGCAGCAGCAAACGGCGUCCAAGUCAUCAUCGCCGCGGCAGGAGGCGCGGCGCAUUUACCCGGCAUGGCGGCCGCUCACACCACUCUGCCCGUCAUCGGUGUGCCUGUCAAGCCAAGUAUAGGUGACGGGACGGAUAGUUUGUUGAGUAUCUGUAAUAUGCCUAACGGAGUCCCUGUGGCGACGGUGAGUGUGAAUAAGAGCGUUAAUGCUGCGUUGCUUGCUGCGAGGAUUCUGGGGGUGAGGGAUGAGAGGGUGAGGAGGGAGGUGGAGGUGAAGGAUGGGAGGUUACAAGAGAUGGGGCCGGAUGCUUACGCUGAGAAGUAUCUUGCGAAGAAGUAGAUCGCCAUGCUGGAAGAACAGAACAGCUUCGGAGCCAGUAUCUCAGUGAAGCAGGUAGGCUCGUGUAGCAUGUUACUCGGCCG